Thamnophis elegans (Western terrestrial garter snake) is the source of this 1709-nucleotide messenger RNA. RefSeq names its product rhophilin associated tail protein 1 like (gene ROPN1L). NCBI's taxonomy places the organism in Eukaryota, Metazoa, Chordata, Lepidosauria, Squamata, Natricidae. The transcript is spliced from 6 exons. Bases 418 to 1071 code for a protein of 217 amino acids. The record is from RefSeq and is a predicted model, not a curated record.
AGUAAGCUGACGCAGGAAACUGAAGAGCGCGACAGCUGUUGUUAAAUUCCAAGUGCGGGAGACGGGAAAAGAGAAUUUACCAUAGAGAUUCGGCGGAAUGGGACGGCCAAGGGCGGCUCUGGGUUGUCAAUUCUCGAUUCUUUCCGUCGUUGCUAGGAGACAGAGACGCGCGCGCUGCCAUGGAAACCCAACUGGCUCAGACCUUUCGAGAGAAGCAGCCGAGAAACAAAAGCCUUUGGCGUGGCGGCGCCUUCAACCGUUGUCUGAACCAGCAACUUUAGCCGUUAGAGCAGAAGAGCCACUUGAAGCCGGAGGAAGGGAACGAAGCUCCCGUUUCAAGCCUGGGGAGGGGUAUUAAGCUGGGAUACUGCUUUAAUUGCGUUUUCAUAGGAUUGUAGUUUGGGGCCUUGAAUAACCAUGCCUGUUCCAGAUGUUAUGUUCUGUGCACAGCAGAUUCAUGUUCCACCUGAACUGCCAGAUAUUAUGAAACAAUUUACCAAAGCAGCUAUCAGGACCCAACCACGUGAUGUUCUCCAAUGGUCCUAUGGGUACUUCUAUGCUUUGUCAAGGGGAGAGCCUCUUCCUGUGAAAGAACGUGUUGAAAUGCCAGUUGCCACACAGAAAAAUGAUACUGGUUUGACCCCUGGCCUCCUUAAAGUUUUGCAUAAACAGUUGUCUCAAAAGAAGACUGUGGAUUUAAUAGAUCUCCAUAAAAAGUGGAAGAUUUUGUGCUUACCAGUAGAACAACUGCGCAAUCUUCUUCAAUUAGAUACCUUUGAAGAUGGAAUAGAAUGGAUGAAAUUUUUUGCCCUUGGCUGUAGUGCUCUUGGUGGGACCCUGCUCAGUUCAAUGAAGCAUGCAUGUGAAAUUCUAACGGAUGAUCCAGAGGGUGGACCAGCCCGUAUCCCAUAUGACACUUUUCAAUUUCUCUAUUCCUACUUGGCUAGCUUAGAUGAUGAAAUAACAGAGGAGGUAUCCGAGUCUUUUCUCAAGUCUCUUAAAGAACAAGUGGCACGUAAGGACUAUAUGGUUGGCACUGCAGAUUUCUCCACUGUAAAACUGAUGCCUUAAAACAGGAAUGUUUGAGAGUAACAAUUUUUUAGUACAUAGCACAAUGUCAUGUCAAAUAGUGUAAUAAAAUUAGAGUUUUCAUUUAUGUAAUCUCUAAUGUCCUUUUCAGUUAGUGAACUACCAAUAAAAUCUGUAACACCUAAUUGUCUGAAAUCAGAUCAUGGUAUUUUAUGACAAUUGACUGCUCCUUCAACAAGCAGUAUUUAGAGUAGAAAAUCUAAUCAGUAAGCACUUAAUGAAUGGAGGCUUCUGUUUCCAGAGCCAACCUGACUAUGCCAUCCAUUCAGUGAAGAGAACAUCAUAAGUGAUUUAGUAUCAAGUGUAUAGUUCUCCCAGGGCUUCUUCCAGACUCUGAAUUUAAUAAGAAUCUUCUAGAUUUUUCCUUCUGUGCUUCAGAUCCUUAUAUAUAAUGUCUGGGCAACAAUCAUAUAAAUCAAAAAUGAUAAGUCUACAGUUGUUGAUUAUUUUUCUUUCCUAAUGUCUGGAUAUACAUAUGGUAUCAAUUCACUAUCUGCAAAAUCGUGAUAACACUGAACAUCAUAUAUUUAUUGGCACUGUCAAAAUAAUUCAGUUUGGUCUAGUGGUUAAGGCAUCAGGCUAGAAAGUGGGAGUUCAAAUUCCACCUUAGCCAUGAAAGC